AUGUCUACUCUCGAGGACCUUGCUGGUCUGACCAGCCGCCGCGAUGACGACGACAAAAAGAAGGACGAGAAGAAGGACGACAAGAGCAAGAGACAAGGGGAUGGCGAUGCCGAGAUGAAGGAUGCCGAGCCCGAGGAGGAUGUGCUGGACGAGGAGAUUCUGGCUCUUGCCACAGAGGACAUCAACACUCGCCGCCGACUUCUCGACAACGACGCCAGAAUCAUGAGAAGCGAGUACCAGCGGUUAACGCACGAGAAGCAGACUAUGCUGGAGAAGAUCAAGGAGAACAAGGAGAAGAUUGACAACAACAGACAACUGCCCUAUCUUGUUGGCAAUGUCGUUGAGCUCUUAGACCUCGACCCCACCGCCGAAUCAUCCGAAGAGGGCGCCAACAUCGACCUGGAUGCUAUCCGCGUUGGUAAAUCGGCCGUGAUCAAGACAUCGACUAGGCAAACGAUCUUCCUACCCCUCAUCGGUCUCGUCGACCCGGACAAGCUGCAGCCUGCCGAUCUUAUCGGUGUGAAUAAGGACUCGUAUCUUAUUUUGGACACUCUGCCGGCUGAGUAUGACAGCAGAGUCAAGGCGAUGGAGGUUGACGAGAAGCCCACGGAGAAGUACAGCGAUGUUGGUGGUUUGGACAAGCAGAUCGAUGAGAUCAUCGAGGCUAUUGUCUGGCCGAUGAAGGAGGCUGAGAGGUUCAAGAAGAUUGGUAUCAAGGCUCCAAAGGGAUGCUUGAUGUAUGGCCCUCCAGGUACCGGCAAGACGCUCUUGGCCAGAGCGUGCGCUGCGCAGACUGAUGCCACUUUCCUCAAGCUUGCCGGUCCCCAAUUGGUGCAGAUGUUCAUUGGUGAUGGUGCCAAGCUUGUGAGAGAUUGCUUCGCUCUGGCGAAGGAGAAGGCCCCUGCGAUUAUCUUCAUUGACGAGUUGGAUGCCAUUGGUACCAAGCGUUUCGACAGUGAGAAGAGUGGUGACCGUGAAGUCCAAAGAACCAUGUUGGAGCUUCUCAAUCAGCUGGAUGGCUUCGCCUCGGACGACCGCAUCAAGGUCAUCGCCGCCACAAACAGAGUGGAUGUCCUCGACCCUGCGCUGCUGCGUUCCGGCCGUCUUGAUCGCAAGAUUGAGUUCCCGUAUCCCAACGAGGAGGCCCGGGCUCAGAUUCUCAAGAUCCACUCCCGCAAGAUGAAGGUGGAUGAGAACGUCAACUGGGGCGAACUGGCGCGCAGCACAGACGAGUUUGGUGGUGCCAUGCUCAAGGCUGUUUGUGUUGAGGCUGGCAUGAUUGCCCUGCGGAUGGGGAAGAACAAGAUUGGGCAUGAGCACUAUGUCGAUGCCAUUGCUGAAGUACAGUCCAAGAAGAAAGACACGGUCAACUUUUAUGCGUAA
This is a messenger RNA of Podospora anserina S mat+, 1383 nucleotides long. RefSeq lists its product as uncharacterized. NCBI's taxonomy places the organism in Eukaryota, Fungi, Ascomycota, Sordariomycetes, Sordariales, Podosporaceae. Bases 1 to 1383 code for a protein of 460 amino acids. Gene Ontology annotation, biological process: proteasome-mediated ubiquitin-dependent protein catabolic process. The record is from RefSeq and is a predicted model, not a curated record. Gene Ontology annotation, molecular function: ATP binding; ATP hydrolysis activity; proteasome-activating activity. The transcript has 4 exons. Gene Ontology annotation, cellular component: proteasome regulatory particle, base subcomplex.